AUGCUGAACACAUCAGGACUGUUCUCAUCCUCGGUUCAAUCAGUGGUCAAUCCAUCUCCACCAAGCCCAACCCCACCGACCGAUAGGCCAUCAACAGUUACAGUCCCUUCUGAGGUUGUUCCAUCUUCACCAGUUCCAGCUGCUCUGAUUGUUAGACCAUUUAUGCUUGUGUCCAUCACUCCUUCUGGUUCAGUGGUUGCUCCAUGUCCACCAGAUCCAGCUCCUUCAACUGUAACGCGACCAGCUCCAUCCGAACCUUCAAUUCAAAAGCUGCACUCAUUCCCAGAGAUGUCUGCUGAUUCACUCUCACGUGUUUCUGAAGCUAGUGACAAUGACAAUUCAGAGGAUAAGUCAGACAAGGGCAGGGACAAUACUCAGGGGGCAAUGGCCAAAGUGUCGAAUGUGGUAUGCGGUGAAAAGAGAGGCGUCAGCCGCCAAUCAACCCUGCCCAAGGUAAAAUUGGAGAUUUUAGAGUGUAGUGGUACUAUCAGGGUUACCAGUAUUAGUGCAAUGCCUCCAGACAUAUCAUCAAGUCGAGACUUACCAGCAUACCUUGGCCCUGAGAAGAUGGCUGAGUUCCAUAAUGUUUUCCAGGAAUAUGCGAAAACCUUGUAUGAUGAGGAGGAUAUCAAAAAUCGAGUUUGGGACGAUCCAUCACAGCCGCCGACAAUACCAAAGGUGGAUGAUAACUCAAACAAACCCCCCCUUACUUCCACCUCAUCCAGAUUAGUUGUCUCUGCUAGCGCUCAUACUUUGACACUUCUGCUUCAUCCAAUGUCGGGUCUGGAGGAAAGAGGAAUCAUGUCAUCUAAUAUUUUACACAAAACAAGUUCAGCAUCAUCAAUGGAUAUCUAUGCUGAAUCCCAAACGCCAGAGGCAACCGUCUGUUCUCCACCAAAUCAAUCCACCUCUUUCAUGCCGCAGCUUAGUAAUCCUUUAUCAUCUCAACCAAUGGCUAUCACCUCUGGCCUGGAGCCCUCUUCUUGUCCAUCCAUUACCUCCUCUCAGUCUGCUAGUACCCAGCUUGCCACUGCGCCAUUACAAUCAGAAGCCACGCCACUUACUGCAAGUGACCCGUAUCCUGCCACUUCUACUCCUGCUGAGAAGAGUGUGGGAAAUAGCCACAUGGUUGUUUCACCCCAAAGCAUGCAUGGAAUAUCGGCUCCUGCAGACCCUAGCAGCACAGCAUUUUCUCUUUUCCUCCGACAUCCAUCAUCACCCUUCAGUCCCUCCCUUUUCCACUUCAAAUAUAUGUUCUAUUCUCUAUAA
Marasmius oreades (fairy-ring Marasmius) is the source of this 1269-nucleotide messenger RNA. RefSeq lists its product as uncharacterized. NCBI's taxonomy places the organism in Eukaryota, Fungi, Basidiomycota, Agaricomycetes, Agaricales, Marasmiaceae. The transcript is spliced from 6 exons. The record is from RefSeq and is a predicted model, not a curated record. The coding region runs from base 1 to 1269 and encodes 422 amino acids.